AAAGUCAGUUUUUCGUUCUUGUACUUUUAUUCAAGUAUCAGUCUGUUGUACUUUAUACAACACUGAAGUUUCAUCAGUUGCAGAGGAACAACUUGUUUUGUGAGAGUUAAGAAAAUUCCUCAUGAUAUAUUUUGCUAACAGACAGAUUUGACUUCAUUAGUUACAAACAUAAAUAAAACCUUUUAAAAAGAAAUGUGGGGAUGGAUGCAGGUUUUCAGGUUCUGACGCUGACUGAGUCCACAGUCUGAGGUUUGGGUGGACAUUUCUGGGAGCGUCUCCAAAGCUCACAGUUGUCAGGAGGGGCUGGACCUGGGGCUGAGCAGUUUUCCUGUGCAGUCUCUGCAGCUCCAGACUGACCUCUUCCUUCCUUCCUGCCACAUUUCUCUCUGUGCGGAAAUAAUAAUAAUAAAAACAGCCCGAGGAUUAGCAGAAAGAUCAUUUAAUUAUCUGUAAAAAGCGGUUUUGACGACAUGACGCAAGCGGAAGCUUUUUCUCCUCCUUCGUCCUGAAGGGAAGAGUUGUUGAAACUGCUGAAAGUUUGGACGGGUCUGUGUGGAGCAGCAGGCAGACACAGAGGUGGGUUUCUCCUGCAGCAGGGGGCAUGCUGCUCUGAGACUCUGCUCUUCUCAUCUGGAACUAAUAGACAACAAAAACCCUGAAGACGCAGAGGAUCCAGACCCCAGCUCCGGACCUUCUUCUGGUCUAAGGUGUUCACCAUGAAGGUGUUUGUUUGUCUCAGUUUAGCUCUGAUUUAUUUCGUCACCUGGACCGGAGCCAACGGACAGAACCCUGUGAAACGGGCCCAGUUGGACCGCGCGGUCCCGCUGCGCGCAGCAGACCAGCCGCGCCUGCGUCCAGGAUCAGGCUCAGCAGAUGGAACAGAACCUGGGACUAAUGUUCAGGCCGAUCUGGGCUCUUCGGUUCCGGACCGGACGGUGACGUCACRCAGUAGGAGAGUCGGGGGUCGCGGUUUGUUGCCUCGGAGAAGAGGGGGCGCCGGAGAGCUCGGCCUGCCCGACAUGCCUCAGGGGGAUGAGGGCAGUCCAGGAGCCAGAGCCAGGGUCACAGCCAGCAGCGCCGGGUCACCGAACCUUCUGGCCAGCUUCGCAGGGAAGAACCGGGUCCUGGUGAUCUCCGCGCCCCACGAGGCGGACGGUUAUUACCGACUGAUGAUGUCCCUCCUGAAGCCGGACGUGUACUGUGAGCUGGCCGAGAGACACGUCCAUCAGAUCGUCAUGUUCCACCAGGAGGGGGACCUGGGGGGCAAGGUGAGGAGGAUCAGCACCGAGGGCAAGAUCCUGGAGGAGCCGCUGGACGUGGCGCUCAUCCCCAGACUCAUGAGCUUCCUCAAACUGGAGAAAG
This is a messenger RNA of Austrofundulus limnaeus, 1362 nucleotides long. RefSeq names its product coiled-coil domain-containing protein 80. The record is from RefSeq and is a predicted model, not a curated record. Gene Ontology annotation, biological process: positive regulation of cell-substrate adhesion; extracellular matrix organization. NCBI's taxonomy places the organism in Eukaryota, Metazoa, Chordata, Actinopteri, Cyprinodontiformes, Rivulidae. Gene Ontology annotation, cellular component: basement membrane.